AUUUUCAGAACAUUCCCAAUUUACAAAAACGUCCAUCUUAGUUGUUUUCGUCUAGUAAACAAACUAGCAGGAAUUUCUCAUGAUGCAAGAUCUCCUAAUACAAGACAAUGAAAAACAUUAGCUCAUUCCAAACACACCACGCCAAGAAACAAAGUUAUAUCUCUUAGUAUUGGAUCUCAUCUUUGGUAACAUACACUGGCAACCAGGGAUUCAACACCGGACAAGAGCUUGAUCUAUCAAACAUACUUGUGGCAGCAAGCAUAAGGUGAAAGGAUCUUUAAUGAUCUCGGCCUAUGUACUGGAUGGCAGCUCUAGGGCAUUCAGCUCUGUGCGGAUGUCCUUAGCUGAGAUCCGCCCGGUGUUGUCUGUUGACGACAACGAGCGGAUCGUCAGGAGUCCUGCUCGUCGCCUGGCCGUUGAAGGAUUUCAACGAAAUCCAAGGAAGGUGGAAUUUCUUGUCAAGAAGUAUAUUUUCGAGAACUGGGAGGAUAAGGAGAAGGUGUCUGCCAGUGGGGUAUCGAAAGAACGCUUUGGAACUGAGCUUGGGGAGCUCUACCUGCGCCUUGGUAAGUAUAAACUACGUUACAUUCGGUAGUAGAAAUAUAUAUAAGAG
Molecule: messenger RNA, 613 nt
Organism: Halteromyces radiatus
Lineage: Eukaryota; Fungi; Mucoromycota; Mucoromycetes; Mucorales; Cunninghamellaceae
Exons: 2
Coding region: 281-595 (104 amino acids)
Source: RefSeq, a predicted model, not a curated record